This is a messenger RNA of Solanum tuberosum (potato), 3263 nucleotides long. Its product is annotated as inositol hexakisphosphate and diphosphoinositol-pentakisphosphate kinase 2-like. Gene Ontology annotation, biological process: inositol metabolic process; inositol phosphate biosynthetic process. NCBI's taxonomy places the organism in Eukaryota, Viridiplantae, Streptophyta, Magnoliopsida, Solanales, Solanaceae. The transcript has 29 exons. Gene Ontology annotation, molecular function: inositol hexakisphosphate kinase activity; 5-diphosphoinositol pentakisphosphate 1-kinase activity. Bases 12 to 3086 code for a protein of 1024 amino acids. The record is from RefSeq and is a predicted model, not a curated record.
UUUCUGCUCCCAUGGGACAGAUUCUUGAUAGAUUAAACUCAUUUGGCGAAUUUCAGGUAGUGCAUUUUGGGGACAAAGUUAUUCUCAACGAUCCAAUUCAGAGCUGGCCCUGUUGUGAUUGCUUGAUUGCCUUCCAUUCCACUGGAUAUCCUUUGGACAAGGUUGAACAAUAUGCUGCAUUGAGAAAGCCUUUCCUUGUCAAUGAAUUGGAGCCCCAACACCUUCUUCAUGAUCGCAGAAAAGUAUAUGAGCAUCUAGAGAUGUUUGGGAUCCCGGUUCCCAGAUAUGCUUGCGUUAAUAGAGAAGUGCCUUAUCAACAACUGGAUUAUUUUGAGGAAGAAGAUGACUUUGUCCAAGUUCAUGGGAAUCGCUUUUGGAAACCUUUUGUGGAAAAGCCUGUUGAUGGUGAUGAUCACAGAAUAAUGAUAUAUUACCCUAGUUCAGCAGGCAGCGGAAUGAAGGAAUUGUUCCGAAAGGUUGGUAACCGCUCAAGUGAGUUCCAUCCAGAUGUUAGAAGAGUGAGACGUGAAGGAUCAUACAUAUACGAAGAAUUCAUGCCUACAGGAGGAACAGAUGUUAAGGUGUAUACUGUUGGCCCAGAAUAUGCACAUGCAGAGGCAAGGAAAUCUCCGGUUGUUGAUGGAGUUGUGAUGAGAAAUCCUGAUGGAAAAGAAGUCAGGUAUCCUGUUCUAUUAACCCCUUCAGAGAAGCAAAUGGCAAGAGAAGUUUGCAUAGCUUUCAGGCAAGCUGUUUGUGGCUUUGAUCUGUUGCGUUGUGAGGGGCGUUCUUAUGUUUGUGAUGUGAAUGGCUGGAGCUUUGUGAAGAACUCUUACAAGUACUAUGAUGAUGCGGCGUGUGUGUUGAGGAAGAUGUUUCUAGAUGCAAAAGCUCCACAUCUUUCAUCCACGAUACCACCAACUUUACCAUGGAAGGUUAAUGAACCUGUUCAGCCUUCUGAGGGACUAACACGUCAAGGAAGUGGGCUUAUUGGCACAUUUGGACAAUCAGAGGAGCUUCGAUGUGUAAUUGCAAUUAUUCGGCAUGGUGAUAGAACUCCAAAACAGAAAGUGAAGUUCAAGGUCACUGAGGAAAAGCUCUUAAAUUUGAUGUUAAAAUAUAAUGGGGGAAAACCAAGAUCUGAGACAAAGCUUAAGAGUGCCGUGCAAUUGCAAGAUCUUUUGGAUGCCACCAGAGCUCUAGUACCACGUACUAGACCUGGUAGGGGAAGUGAUAGUGAAGCAGAAGAUUUUGAGCAUGCUGAGAAGCUACGUCAAGUUAAAGCAGUUCUUGAGGAGGGGGGACAUUUUUAUGGGAUCUAUAGAAAAGUUCAGCUAAAGCCACUACAGUGGGUUAAAGUGCCUAAAUCUAAUGGUGAAGGUGAAGAAGAAAGACCUACUGAAGCUCUUAUGGUUCUAAAAUAUGGAGGUGUUCUCACUCAUGCUGGAAGAAAGCAGGCUGAAGAGCUUGGAAGAUACUUCCGUAAUGACAUAUAUCCAGGUGAAGGUACUGGCCUACUUCGUCUUCAUAGUACAUAUCGUCAUGACUUAAAGAUAUACAGCUCAGAUGAGGGUCGUGUGCAGAUGUCCGCCGCUGCAUUUGCCAAAGGUCUACUUGACUUGGAAGGACAAUUGACACCUAUCCUGGUAUCACUGGUUAGCAAGGAUUCAUCUAUGCUGGAUGGGCUUGCCAAUGCCAGUGUUGAGAUAAAAGAAGCAAAGGCGAGGUUGAAUGACAUAAUUACUUCUGGAUCAACGACUAGUGGAUCUUCAGAAAAGCCUUGGAUGGUUGAUGGAGGUGGACUCCCACCUAAUGCAUCUGAACUUAUGCCCAAGUUGGUGAAAUUGACUAAGAUGGUGACAGAACAAGUGAAGCUGCUUGCUAAGUAUGAAGAUGAAGAACUCGCAGAGACAAGUUCCUAUGAUGUGAUUCCUCCAUAUGAUCAAGCUAAAGCACUUGGUAAAACAAAUAUAGAUGUUGAUCGUAUUGCUGCAGGCUUACCUUGUGGCAGUGAGGGAUUUCUACUCAUGUAUGUGCGUUGGAGAAAACUUGAGAGAGAUUUAUAUAAUGAACGCAAAGAUCGUUAUGAUAUCACUCAAAUUCCAGAUGUUUAUGACUCUUGCAAGUAUGAUCGUGUGCACAACUCACAUCUAAAGCUAGAGGAUUUGGAUGAACUCUUUGAAGUUGCAAAGCUCCUCGCAGACGGUGUUAUUCCCAAUGAGUAUGGGAUCAAUCCAAAGCAGAAGCUGAAGAUUGGAUCAAAAAUUGCUCGCCGAUUGUUGGGUAAAAUUUUGAUUGAUCUGAGGAAUACUCGGGAAGAAGCUCUAAGCGUUGCUGACUUGAAGAGUAGUCAAGACCACGAUUCAGCAGUGAAUGAGACGGGGAAUGAAGAUUCAGAAUAUCAUCCCAAGCUUAACAAUAGGAGUGAUCACAACCUUAAAAAAAGAGGUAGCUUCACCAGUGAAAAAUCAACAGACCAGGAUGAUGAUGAGGACAAAGAGACCAAGUACCGGUUAGAUCCAAAGUAUGCAAAUGUGAGGACACCAGAAAGACAUGUGCGGACACGCCUUUACUUUACAUCAGAGUCACAUAUACAUUCCUUGAUGAAUGUUAUUCGUUACUGCAACUUGAAUGAGUCUCUUCAUGGAGAGGCCAGCCUUGUGUGUGACAAUGCUUUAGAUCGCUUGUUCAGAACCAAGGAGCUUGACUACAUGAGUCAUAUUGUAUUGAGGAUGUUUGAGAACACAGAGGUGGCUUUGGAAGACCCAAAAAGGUUUCGCAUAGAAAUGACUUUCAGCCGUGGAGCAGAUCUAUCAUCAUUAGAGAAAAAUGAUAAGGAAGCGAGUUCAUGGCAUCAGGAGCACAUAUUGCCAGUUAUGGUUCCUGAAAGGCUUCAAGAAGUGGGAUCACAUCUUACAUGGGAUAAUAUGGAAAAUAUGAUUCAUCCAUUCGCCAUGCCGGCUGAAGAUUUCCCCCCACCAUCAACCCCUCAAGGUUUCUCAGGCUACUUUUCAAAAAGUGCAUUAGUUCUAGAGCGCCUCGCUAACUUAUGGUCCUUUCACAAGUAUGGGAACUCUAAUGGCAAGUAGUGCCUUCCUUUUUGUUUUCCCUUUUCGUUUACUCUAACCGAGGUUUGAGAUUGUCGUAUUGAGGAAUCAAUAGUAGCUGGAGAGUUCUGGGAAAACAUUAUUGAAAAUGUCUUCCUUUUUUCCUUGAUACCAUCAUUAUCAUUCAUUCAUAUAAGUAAUGGAAAGUUUUGCAAUGAA